UAGUUAGUGAUCUGUGGUGAAGUGUAAGUGUCUAAGUGAGGUGUUUUUAUUUUCUGAAUAAUUCUAAUAUUUUCGUAUCCUUUUAUUCUGUUUCGUUGUAAAGGGAAUAUUUAAGUACGUAUUGUUUACGUAUUCAAGGAAACAAUUUGAUGUACGACAUCAAUUCGAUUUGAAUUCCAGUUUCCAGUACCCUUUUCUGUGCAAAGAGGAGCGAGCGUCACAAAUAAAUCAUAUCGGCUUUAAUUUGAUUAGAGUUGACGAAAUGGAAGACUUAUAUCAAGGAGGAGGAGCGUCGUAUGGCCAGAAUGACAACUUUCAACGGCUCUCGCAAACAAUUGCGAGCAACAUCAAGAAAAUAUCACAAAAUGUGUCAUCAAUGACCAAGAUGAUCAAUCAGUUGCAGACACCACAAGACUCGCAAGAACUAAGGAAUCAAUUGCGGCAAAUCCAGAAUUAUACCCAGAAGUUGGCAAAGGACACCUCUUCAAUGCUCAUGCAGCUCAUGAAGACUCCGACUGAUGUUCCGGCGAACAAACUGUCGCGCGACAGACUACGCGACGAGUACAUGGCCACCCUUAACGCGUUUCAGGCAGCGCAAAAGACGGCUGCACAGAAGACAAAAGAAGAUGUCCGGAAGGCCAAAGCUCAGUCUAUCAACAUUGGCGAUCCUUUCGCCCUGGGUGAUCGGCCUGAAAGCGGAGAUUCGGGUCGCUCAUACGCUCUGCAGCAGCAAAUGGCGACACAGUCUGAGGCAGAGCUACAGCAACUGGAGGAACGCGAGCGGGACAUCCGCCAGCUAGAGAACGACAUAACGGACGUGAACUCGAUCUUCAGAGAAUUGGGAACCAUGAUUCACGAGCAGGGCUCAGUCGUGAGCUCUAUUGAAUCAAGCGUGGAAUACGCCUCGCAUACUGUAGAGGCCGCGACCCGCGAACUGAGCACCGCUGCCGGCUAUAAGAACAAAAUGAGGAAGAACAAAAUAUACAUGAUGAUGAUCCUGAUCAUCAUUGUAGCGAUUAUCCUCAUCAUAGUGUUUGCGCGCUAAACCCUGGACCCUGCGAGCCCUAGCGCCUAAAACCGUCACCUUAUUGCCUUCCCGUAUUGACUAUAUGGGGCCAUUUCAAAUGGCCACAUUUGACAAUUGAUUUCGUUCAUUUAAAAAAAAAAUCUUCUGUUUUUCAUAAUAGGUAUCUCAACUUCAAUUUCCAUUUUCUGGACUACUUUCAAUCGUAGGCGAUUAAAUGACUAGUCGCAUGGUAAAAUAAGUUGAUUCCUAUACUCUAGCUACCGAAAGAAAUUAUUAAUACAGGGCUCUCUCUGUUACGUAGUCCCAUACAUAAAUGACAGAGAGAGCGAUAUGAAUCACCAACCAAUCACACAAAAAGUUAUGUUUUCGAAUCGAAUUUUGAAUGUUUUUUGUCACUUUUAACUUAUUUAAUCAAAGCUUUGUGCAAAAACAGUUUUUGUUUGAAGUGACUUGACACUUUUUCUUUGAGACUGAGAUAUCGAAUAACAAUAUGUAAGCGAAAUGGAAUGCAAUAAGGUCGCGGCCGAGGUCCGUUCGACCACAGCAAUACUGUCGCGAGUGUCUUAAAUGUAUGUAAAUAUGUGUAGACUACAUCUCUUCAUAUUUUACACGAUUUCGAGAUAACGGCUCGCAGUUUUAAUUUCAUUCACAGACUAAGAUACUGACAUUAUAACUUUAUUUUUUUUAUGGUUACUACAACACAAAAAGUCUUUGAACAGUUUUAUUGCCUUCACAAUUCGCUAUCAAAGAUAUAAUUUACUGUUUUUGAUAUAAUACACUGGACUGCUUUGUUUUUGGUUGUUAACAUAUAAGUUGACAAAAUUCUUUCAAGUUGAAACUACUACUUAAAGUGCAUUCCAGGCUUAGACCAGGGCAGGGACAUAUAGUGCGUACAUUUUGAAUCUCACUCGCCAUUUUAGCUCUGUGUCGACUGUCAUGUCAAAAGCAAGGUUAAAAUUAUAGUGCGGCCGUUUUAAGAUUGCGUUUUUGACAUAUUUAUUUAUUUAUUUAUUUAUUCAAAGGUACACACAACAGGUUGUAACUAAAAAUGGUCCAAACAUAAAAACAAAAGAUCCUAAUCUAAGUGACAACCCCU
Messenger RNA from Maniola jurtina (meadow brown), 2123 nucleotides. RefSeq names its product syntaxin-7 (gene Syx7). The transcript has 8 exons. Gene Ontology annotation, cellular component: membrane; SNARE complex; synaptic vesicle. The record is from RefSeq and is a predicted model, not a curated record. Gene Ontology annotation, biological process: vesicle fusion; intracellular protein transport; vesicle-mediated transport. Bases 263 to 1045 code for a protein of 260 amino acids. NCBI's taxonomy places the organism in Eukaryota, Metazoa, Arthropoda, Insecta, Lepidoptera, Nymphalidae. Gene Ontology annotation, molecular function: SNARE binding; SNAP receptor activity.